Messenger RNA from Mycosarcoma maydis (corn smut), 1236 nucleotides. RefSeq lists its product as uncharacterized. The record is from RefSeq and is a predicted model, not a curated record. The coding region runs from base 1 to 1236 and encodes 411 amino acids. NCBI's taxonomy places the organism in Eukaryota, Fungi, Basidiomycota, Ustilaginomycetes, Ustilaginales. The transcript has a single exon.
AUGAUCGGUUCCAGUGCUUCUCGCUUUAUCCUGUCUUCUGGUCUUCGGAGUCAGCGUGCGGCCAAAGCUACUCCCGUCUCGAUGCUGGCCACUCACAGAGUUUUGCUGGCACCUGGCCAGCUUCGAGUCCUGCACACAUCGCUGCAGCGAAGUGCAGCCAAUCCACAAUCGGGCAAGCCGGCUUCGGACUCUUGGUCGCACACCAAGCAAAACAUCAAGGAGGAGGCAAAGUCGCUCCGUUCAAGUGUUGAGUCGGCCAUCGCUGGUGGCAACAAGGGGGAAGCAGCCGAAGUUGCUGGCUCGGGCGCCAACACUAACGGCGGAGGUGGUGGCGCUUCAGGUGCUGCAGAAAUUCUCAAGGAUGCCAAGAGCAUCACUGGUGAGAUGGCCCAGGCUGUACCUCAGCCCGCGCUGCUGUGGGGUUCCGCCGGAGUGAUCCCUUAUGUCAGCACCGCUGCCGCCUCCAUUUGGCUUGCAAGAAAGCAGCAUCUGGUUGACAUGGGACUUGAUAAGUCGAUGGACAGCGAGACAGCUAGUGCUUUGCUCCUGCAUGCUCAAAACAUCCAAGCGGGCUUUGGCGCUGUCCUCCUCUCGUUUCUGGGUGCCAUCCACUGGGGGUUCGAGUUCAGCAAGUACGGUGGUCUCAUUGGCAAUCGACGUUAUGCCAUCGGUGUUCUGCCGCUUGUUCUCGGCUGGCCAACACUUCUGCUCGCUCCACACCUAGCACUCAUUGGGCAGUGGGCCGCGUUCGUAACUGUUUGGUUCGUCGACCUUCGUGCCACUUCGGCCGGCUGGGUGCCCAAGUGGUACUCGACCUAUCGAUUUUGGCUCACUUUUGCCGUGGGCACCAGCAUCAUUGCCACGCUUGCUGGUACCAAUUAUUACACUCCCGGCAACCACAGCACGCUUGGUGGUACGGCUUCUAAGCUCGAAGAGGAAGUCAAGGCAGACGGUCCCACCAAGAUGAAGCUGCUCAAGCAGAGCUCGCACGGCAUUAAGGGCGGCGUCAUCAAGCACGGUGAAGUAGGUGGGGAAGUUCAAGCUACCAGCUCUGGUGCUGUAGGCGACAGCUACGUGACUAUCGGCAACCCUAAGCGCAAAGAAGAGGAGAGAAAGGAGAAGGAGGAAGAGGAGAGAAAGAAGAAGGAGGAGGUAGAAAGGAAGAAGAAGGAAGAAUCCACGAAGGGGGACGGCGAUGGCGAGAAGAAUGAGGCCAAGGACGACGACGAAGCAUAG